UCUGCUUAUCAUAUGCGUGUGGUUGGCUCGGGCACCUUAUCUUGUGUGCUGACGUGGAGAUCUCUCGUUGGCUGGGGACAGGCUUCCAUAGCUCUAGGUCUUGUGAAACAAUCCCUAAUUCCUAGAGGAGCCAAGCAGCCACAAUCCAUGGCAGCAGCGAUGAUGAGCUUGAGCUCCUUGAAUGUGGCAGCAUUGCCGCAAUGCGAUGGAUUGGCGCGGCAGGGGUUGGCAUUGGCCCCGGCGAGGAGUUCGGGGAGGAAGAUCGUCGCAUCGUCGCGGAGCCGUGUUGUGAUGAGCGCCAAGAAGAGCGAUAGGGAAGAGCAAGGAAGCAUUCCCGUGGCUCAGCUAACGGCGCUGGCGCUGGCGGCGAGCGCGGUGAUUCCAGAGUUUGCCGAGGCCGCGAUCACGCCAUCGCUCAAGAAUUUGCUGCUGAGCGUGGCGGCAGGAUUCGGAGUUCUCGGCGCGCUCGUCGUGGCGGUGCUGGGCGUGGCUACAUUCGAUCCAGUGAAGAGAAGCUAAAAAUCUUUCGUGUAAAAAACAGGGGAUCCCUAGCCCUAAUCCCUCUGCCACGUGGUAUGACGCGUGGCAGGAAUAUACCAGCGCAUAAUCACGGAAUUCGAAACCUAAUGAAUGAAGCUGGGCU
Selaginella moellendorffii is the source of this 643-nucleotide messenger RNA. RefSeq lists its product as uncharacterized. The coding region runs from base 13 to 519 and encodes 168 amino acids. Gene Ontology annotation, biological process: photosynthesis. The record is from RefSeq and is a predicted model, not a curated record. Gene Ontology annotation, cellular component: photosystem II; membrane. The transcript has 2 exons. NCBI's taxonomy places the organism in Eukaryota, Viridiplantae, Streptophyta, Lycopodiopsida, Selaginellales, Selaginellaceae.